AUGGCCAGAGCAUCCUUGGGCUAUUCUCCUCCGCCUCUCUCCUACUUCCGCCACGUGUCUAACCUCCACAACUAUACUCGCCUCGCCUCCUCAUCCACAUUCCACGUCAGCUCAGCCGCCGACCCGAUGGCCCACCCGUCCCUCGAAACUCUCGGCGGCGCGCGCGACCUCUUCCUUCCCGCCCUCAGCUCACUGACCCGACCCUACAACCCGUUUCCCGUAAUCGGGUCGAACCGCCACGUGGAGACCAUAUUCGCCUCGUUCUAUAGAUCGACUCCCGACGUCAGGCUCCGCCGCGAGUGCCUCCGAACGACAGACGACGGCGCCGUUUCGCUGGACUGGGUCUCCAGGGACGACCGCCUCUUGCCUCCCGACUCCCCUCUCCUCAUUCUCCUGCCAGGUUUAACUGGAGGGAGUGAUGACUCGUAUGUGAGGCACAUGUUGGUUCGAGCCAGAAGUAAAGGGUGGCGGGUUGUGGUGUUCAAUAGCCGUGGUUGUGGUGGUAGCCCUGUAACAACUCCUCAGUUCUAUUCGGCUUCAUUUUUAGGAGACAUGCGUGAAGUAGUGGCCCAUGUUGGUAAUCGGUAUCCGAAAGCUAAUCUGUAUGCUGUUGGUUGGUCUCUUGGUGCUAACAUUCUCGUUCGGUAUUUGGGUCAGGAAUCUCAUGCAUGUCGUCUUUCUGGUGCUGUGUCGUUGUGUAAUCCUUUCAAUUUGGUCAUUGCAGACGAGGACUUCCGUAAGGGCUUUAAUAUCGUUUAUGACAAAGCUCUUGCAAGUGCUCUCUCCAAAAUUUUCAAGAAGCAUGCUCUACUCUUUGAAGACAUGGGUGGUGAUUUUAACAUUCCAUUGGCUGCCAAUGCUAAGUCUGUCAGGGAGUUUGAUGAUGGACUAACUCGUGUUUCAUUUGGUUUCAAGUCCGUAGAUGACUACUACUCUAAUUCCAGUAGUUCCAAUUCCAUAAAGGAUGUCUGCAUACCAUUGCUUUGCAUUCAGGCGGGAAAUGAUCCAAUUGCUCCGAACAGGGGAAUUCCUCGUGAAGAUAUCAAGGACAAUCCAAACUGUAUGUUGAUAGUGACACCCAAAGGUGGCCAUCUAGGGUGGGUUGCAGGUCCUGAAGCUCCAUUCGGAGCUCCUUGGACUGAUCCAGUUGUCAUGGAUUUCCUUCAGCAUCUGGAGAGAGGAAAAUCUGGAGCCCUUUCCUCUAGUAACUCGGAAAGUGAGCAACGACGUUUGGAGGGUUUGCACCAAUUGGAAGUAUAG
This is a messenger RNA of Prunus armeniaca (apricot), 1260 nucleotides long. The record is from the annotation of a GenBank genome assembly. Lineage: Eukaryota; Viridiplantae; Streptophyta; Magnoliopsida; Rosales; Rosaceae.